AUGAAGACUGCCGCUUUACUGGUGCUGGUCCUAGUGAUAGCUGCGGAAGGGGCGGUGCCUUGCCGUCGACCUCUUGUGGAGACGCUCGAAUACAAUGAGGAUGCUGACUUGGAUACGUCAAGCAAACCACGUGGCGCACUGUUUUCCUUGUGCAGAUGGCACGAGAUCGGCUACUACGACCUGCCGGCCAAGAUCGACUACAUCCUGGCCAAGACGGGCCAGAGCGACCUGUACUACGCUGGCCACUCCCAGGGCACCACUUCCUUCUACGUGAUGACGACAAUGCGACCCGAGUACAACGACAAGAUCCGCGUCAUGUUCAGCCUGGCUCCCGUCGCCUUCAUGGACCACAUGUUCAAUCCACUCUUGCAAAUUGUGUCGCAGUUCAUAGAUCAAGUGGAGGUGCUUCUUCAGAUGAUAGGAAUGAAUGAGUUCAACCCGAACAGUGAGUUCAUGCAACUCGUAGGGGAACUCAUGUGCAGUGACGAAGUUUUCACGCAGGAUAUAUGCGCCAAUAUCAUGUUCAUGAUUGGUGGCUUCAACGAAGCAGAACUGAACAAGACGAUGCUGCCCGUGAUUCUCGCCCACGCUCCAGCAGGCGGCGGUAGCAGGCAGUUCAUCCACUACGGACAGGAGAUCAAGAGCGGUCACUUCCGCCAGUACGACCAUGGAAUGUUCGGCAACCUGGAGAAAUACGGCAGCUUCUGGCCGCCAGACUACGACUUGAGCAAAAUCACCGCCAAAGUGGCGCUCUUCUACAGCAACAACGACUGGCUAGCGGCUGUGAAGGAUGUGGACAGACUGUACGACAAGCUACCAAACUGCAUAGGCCGCUUCCUCAUAUCGCUGGAUUCAUUCAACCACCUCGACUAUCUAUGGGCCAUCCACGCUAAGGAACUAGUCUACGACAAAGUCAUUAGCCUCAUGCAUAGAUAUUUGUAAAUUGCUUCUCUGACGAGAGACGCACGCGUCUACAUUCAAGAGCAGAUGCAAUAAGGAUGCCUACGCACACGUUUGUCAGACAGAAUAUUUUGUUUAAUUUCCAAGAAGAAUAAUUUCCAGUUGUAUUGGCUUAUGUA
This is a messenger RNA of Schistocerca cancellata (South American locust), 1079 nucleotides long. RefSeq names its product lipase 3-like. Lineage: Eukaryota; Metazoa; Arthropoda; Insecta; Orthoptera; Acrididae. The record is from RefSeq and is a predicted model, not a curated record. The coding region runs from base 1 to 942 and encodes 313 amino acids. The transcript has 6 exons.